GCAAGCAUUAAAAACAAUGUUUUACAACUCAUGAGAUGCUAUCCCCCUCUCAAUUAUUGUAAAAUUCGUUUGUAAAGAUAGUAAGUGGAAACUAUUUGACAAAGCAUAUAGACUACAAUUAUAUUGGCAUUAUGAAGGUUUUUUAAUUUAAUUUUAGUCACUGCAAAUGCUAAUUAGAUCUCUAUUUAUUUUUAAGGUUAGCGGGAGUUGCAAAGAUAAAAUCAGUGACCCUUAUUUCUUCAUGUUCCCACUUGCUACUGGUCUGAAAGUUUCAGUUAACAAUGUUGGUGAAUAUCCGGGUGUACAUAACAACAGCAUGCAUAUAAUUGUCACCUCUGGUUGUAAGUUAGAAAUCGUUUGGCUUUCAAGCUCUAUUUGAACUAAUCCCUUUGCACGAAAAAGUCUAUUUACAGGUGGUUUUUCUGCAAUGUCAAGAUAUAAUGCUAUUUUAUAAACAGCAAACAUUUUGUGUGGCUUCAUAGUCAGUCAUUCAGGUUUUUAAACUCGUGUGUAUACUGUCCCACUGCAUUUUUAGAGAAGAGCAUCCAAAACGAUUUGGUCCUAGUCUCCAUUAAUCACUGUUGGCUAUUUUAUAAAGCCGAUUGAUUAAAUUACACUCAGUCACUCUGUCAUCCAAUAGCAACCCUAUCGUUUACCACCGGGUGUUUUUACCUGUCCAUCGGGAUUUUUUGCUUGUGAUACAUUUGAUAAAAUAAAUGAACGUCGCAACUCUCAUUUGCAAUGGCCUUAUCGUAUCUGUUUACCCAUGCGAUUAUGGUGCGAUAAAGUGUUGAAUUGUCCGAUAAGUGGUUCGGAUGAGCAAAAUUGUUCAUCUACACCUCCUAUGAGCUUUCCACAUACAAAGUUUCAGAUUGAAAACGAAUAUCGAAUGCUAAAUGAUGUUUUAAAUCAAUUUGAGAAUACAAGUUUAUUAGAAUUUGUUGGUUAUCGGAAAAAAACUUCUAAACAACCGAUUACUAUGGUGCUGUCUGCAUACGUCAACACGUUUUGGUUAUCACUUAUACUAUUGAUUUCGAUAUUUAUUAUAUUUAUUAUAACUAUUUUAUUAUGUUUAUAUAAAUUAUUAAAACGCAAACGCGAAGCUGGUACAGUGAGAGUUACUGAAGUAAAGGAUUAUCCUACAAACUCUGAAAUCUGUAAUGAUCAUACAUUGAAAAAUAGUAUAAACAAUAAUCAUUAUUCAGAGAAUGCUUUCUCUGAAGAUCAAUUAAAUAAGGAAGAAACUUGUAAUGAUGAUUUUCAGAAUAAUAAUAGCAGUAAUGGUAGUGGUAAUAAUGAAUAUCAUAAAAUUUUACCAAGUGAUGUUAAUUACCUGAAUGGUUAUUUGAACUCACUGGGUAACCAAGAGAUAGCUCCACUCAUUAAUGUGACAGAAAAACAAUAG
Schistosoma bovis is the source of this 1405-nucleotide messenger RNA. Lineage: Eukaryota; Metazoa; Platyhelminthes; Trematoda; Strigeidida; Schistosomatidae. The record is from the annotation of a GenBank genome assembly.